Molecule: messenger RNA, 1488 nt
Organism: Serpula lacrymans var. lacrymans S7.9
Lineage: Eukaryota; Fungi; Basidiomycota; Agaricomycetes; Boletales; Serpulaceae
Exons: 5
Coding region: 110-1228 (372 amino acids)
Biological process (GO): tRNA wobble uridine modification
Cellular component (GO): nucleus; cytosol; elongator holoenzyme complex
Molecular function (GO): tRNA binding
Source: RefSeq, a predicted model, not a curated record
GACCUGAACGUGAACACUUCCGAGUCCGAGCUGACAAGCCCGAAAGAUGAAAAUCGCGAUUUCAUGGUCAAAUAUUCAAAGUGUCCCAUGUCAUUUCCUGUAACGAGCCAUGUCCUCGCUAUCGUAUCUCAUCAACAGCCCGAAUAAUCCAAAAGCACAUCAGCCUCUCAUUCUAUUACAAUCAACAAAAGCCCAAACAUGUCUCCCUGUUUUGCGUAGCCUGAUCAAACCGGCAAAGCCUCCAUCGCAGACACUUCUCUUUUGCUUCUUGUAUCCUCCCAGCACUCUGACAGACACUGAUUUCCAAAAGCUGGAUGUCAGCGAUAAUGGACUGAAGAUCUUCGAUUAUACAGCGAGCAUUCCUGGAUACGAUGACCAGUGGUCUGAUCACACUGAAUCCAUAUUAUCUACCGUAGAAUCUGCUCCUCCAGGAACUUUGAACGUGAUAAUAGACUCGCUUGAUACGCUCGCGUCCGAUAUUUCAUCUACUCAAAAAGCUUACAAGUUUGUACGGAGGUUACUUACACUGGUCACUGCCCGGCAACAUCCAUCCUCUCUUAUCGCUCACCUUCUUCCAUGUCCUCUCCUUCCGCCGCUGACUCAGACUAGUCUUUCUCCAGCACUCUUACAUGCCAUCGCGCACGCACCCGCCCUCCUGUCCCAUAUUGCCACUGCUUACAUGACGCCUCCUCCGCCUGCUGGUCCACCUGAGAAAUUCUGGGGUGUCUUCAUCCCAAUCGCCGAACGUUCGUACGAGAGUGAACGUCUCAUUUUUGGACCCGAUGGUGAAGGUUCCUCAGGAGGUGCGUGGGCAGGAAACGGAAGUGGAAGUGGAAGUAGAAGCGGGAAAGCAGAUAUGAGAGAGAUGGUAGUAGAGGUGCUCGUGCGAGGCAAAGGGGAUGGGCGUAAACGGGCGGUUGAAAGAACUUUAGAAGGGUGGAGAGGUCAAUGUCCUUGUGAGCUGGAGGCACUGGAGAGCUUGAAGAGUGUGAUGCUACGCAAAAGAGUCGAGCAAGCUGCACCAGACCCCACACAGAAUGUUUCUUUCAAACUCUCGCUCACUCCGUCCCAAGAGAAAUCUCGAGCGCAAGUUCCCCUUCCAUACGCACACGAAGGACAAGCCUCGAAUACUACUUCCAGUUCUUCUACGCCAGCCACUAUUCUGUAUGAUCCAGAUUCUGCGGAUGAUCUGGAUGAUGAUGAUCCGGAUGAGGACUUGAACAUAUAGAAAAACUGUAUUCAUCCAUGAUGUUUACCGAUGGAGAGCUAUGCUGAGAUGUUCUUGGCUGAUAGAUAAUCACUUAUUUAUUAGGCCUACAUAAUUAGUAGCAACGCCAGACAAGUCGGUUCUUAUCCAGGUGUAUGCGAAACCUUUCUUCUUUCCUAGCGUAACGAUAAUGCUGUCCUAUGCAGCCAUGUAGACUCGUAAUUGUACGAAUCAGUUUAGCCACAUAGGACAGCAUAAUUUCAUACAACUAUGCUUGCGAA